AUGCCCACCAGACCUAAAUGUUACUCACGUUUGCGCACCAACUCGUUAAGAAAUGUUUCAGUGUACGUUGAGGUCUUAUUUUUUUGCAUAAAAUAUUUUUCAAAAUUCAGUUAUCCAGUCAUGAGAAGCAUCCUGAUGUUACUUGUAGUGGCUUGCUGUGCCGUCCAGAUGAACAUGGCGCAAGGCAAGGGAUCAUCCUGUGAGAUGUCACCCAUGUGUGAUGAGCCAUGCCCUGCCAACAUGUACCCGAAACUGGACGACGACUACUGCUUCAACUGCGAAUGCUUCAAUCCUUGCCAAGGUACUUCGUGCCCCAACGGGUGCAAGGCAAGAGUUGAUGAAUACACAGUUCUCGGUGACCCGAUCUACGUAGCUGUCUGCCAAUAA
Helobdella robusta is the source of this 387-nucleotide messenger RNA. RefSeq lists its product as hypothetical. NCBI's taxonomy places the organism in Eukaryota, Metazoa, Annelida, Clitellata, Rhynchobdellida, Glossiphoniidae. The record is from RefSeq and is a predicted model, not a curated record. The transcript has 5 exons. Bases 1 to 387 code for a protein of 128 amino acids.